This is a messenger RNA of Fukomys damarensis (Damara mole-rat), 2540 nucleotides long. Its product is annotated as L-gulonolactone oxidase. The record is from RefSeq and is a predicted model, not a curated record. Bases 264 to 1655 code for a protein of 463 amino acids. The transcript has 12 exons. Lineage: Eukaryota; Metazoa; Chordata; Mammalia; Rodentia; Bathyergidae. Gene Ontology annotation, cellular component: membrane. Gene Ontology annotation, molecular function: D-arabinono-1,4-lactone oxidase activity; FAD binding.
ACAGAGCAGGCACCUCGUAAAUCUGCUCUCACUUCUCUACCUGUCAGGGGCGCCCAGGCAGGGGCAGGGCCUGCCCUGUUUGCCCUGUCCUGGCUUUAUUCCUGUGGGGUGGAGCCUGGCCCCACUCCCAGACCUACUGCUACCUCACAGCCCCUAGGCGUGUGUGUACCCAUCACCACACCUGCUGCUCUGUGCUCCUGCUGUUCAGGGGUUGGUUCCUCAAGAAAGUCAGACUCAGAAGAGGCCACCGGACUGCUAUAGCUAUGGUCCACGGACACAAAGGCUUCCAGUUCCAAAACUGGGCAAGAACGUACGGCUGCUGCCCCGAGAUGUACUAUCAGCCCGCGUCUGCAGAGGAGGUCCGAGAGGUGCUGGCCCUGGCCAGACAGCAGAACAAGCGCGUGAAGGUGGUGGGCGGAGGCCACUCCCCCUCGGACAUCGCCUGCACUGACGGCUUCAUGAUCCACAUGGGCAAGAUGAACCGGGUCCUCCAGGUGGACACCCAGAAGAAGCAGGUGACGGUGGAGGCUGGCAUCCUGUUGGCGGAGCUGCACCCGCAGCUGGACAGGCAUGGCCUGGCCCUGCCCAACCUGGGAGCUGUGUCAGAUGUGACGGCAGCUGGCGUCAUUGGCUCCGGGACGCACAACACCGGCAUCAGGCAUGGUAUCUUGGCCACCCAGGUGGUGGCGCUGACGCUGAUGACAGCGGACGGGACUGUUCUCGAGUGCUCGGCGUCCAGCCACCCCGAGCUGUUCCAGGCGGCGCGCGUGCACCUGGGCUGUCUGGGUGUGGUCCUCACCGUCACCCUGCAGUGCGUGCGGCAAUUCCACCUGCAGGAGACUUCCUUCCCCUCCACUCUGAAAGAGGUCCUCGACAACCUGGACAGCCAUCUGAAGAGGUCCGAGUACUUCCGCUUCCUGUGGUUCCCACACAGCGAGAAUGUCAGUGUCAUCUACCAGGACCACACCAACAAGGAUGCGUACAUCAGAGACAGCUCAGCCCUCACUGACGGUGCAGAACUGAUGACAGAUUUUCCUUCCCAGCCCCCCUCGUCCUCAGGCAACUGGUUUUGGGACUAUGCCGUUGGAUUUUACUUACUGGAGUUCCUGCUCUGGAUGAGCACCUUCCUGCCAUGCCUCGUGGGCUGGAUCAACCGCUUCUUCUUUUGGCUGCUGUUCAACCGCAAGAAGGAGAGCAGUGACGUCAGCCACAAGAUUUUCACCUACGAGUGCCGCUUCAAGCAGCACGUCCAGGACUGGGCCAUUCCCAGAGAGAAGACCAAGGAGGCCCUGCUGGAGCUGAAGAGCACGCUGGAAGCCCAGCCCCAGGUGAUGGCUCACUACCCCGUGGAGGUGCGCUUCACCCGGGGGGACGACAUCCUGCUGAGCCCCUGCUUCCAGAGGGACAGCUGCUACAUGAACAUCAUCAUGUACAGGCCCUACGGCAAGGACGUGCCUCGGCUGGACUACUGGCUGGCCUAUGAGACUAUCAUGAAGAAGUUUGGGGGCAGACCCCAUUGGGCCAAGGCCCACAACUGCACCCGGAAGGAUUUUGAGAAAAUGUAUCCUGCCUUUCCCAAGUUCUGUGCCAUCCGUGAAAAGCUGGACCCCACUGGAAUGUUCCUGAAUUCCUACCUGGAGAAAGUCUUCUACUGAGGCCAGAGGGUACAAAAGCCAGGCCCAUCUCCAAGGGGUGGAAGUCCAGGAGGCAGAGGUUUCCUCCUGACUCACAGCAUGAGCUCAGCUCGUGUCAGGGCCUGUCCACCCCUCCCUCCCUGUCCUCAUGGCACCCAAACCCCACGGACAUCCCCAUGCUGCCCCUCCCUUUCCUGCACCUCUAGUCACCACACUCUGUCCAGGAGAAAGGGGAGCCCUAAUUCAUGCUAUAUUUGUCUAGGAGGUCAGGGACCCUGUAACUCACAAGUUCUGCCUACUAGCAAGGUAUGGAAGUGAAAGUCCCAAGGACUGUGACUUUGGGAUUCCCUUCCAGCCCUCUCAAUAUUAAUUAAAAUAUUAUAGGCAAGCCAGGGAUGUGGCUGAGGGGUGCCACGCCUCCCUGGAAAGUGCAAGGUCCUGAGUUUGGUCCCUGGUACCACCAAAAAAAAAAAUAAAUAAAAUACUAUAGGCAGUCAGAUAGGACCGGGCCUUGUCAAGAGUCAGUGCAGGAGAUAACAUAUUACAACUGUGGCUGGAGGUGCAUUUGUUGAAGGUCAGGCUUCAAGACAAGGAAAAAUGAGGACAUUCACGUACUUCCCCUAGGGAUGAACAGCACUGAUCAAUAUUCUAAAUAACAUCGGUCACCUUGGGUCAGGCCCAAAAACCUCCCUAGCACAUGCUUUCCUGGAAAGUUCUAUUCAGUCGGUGUGUGCUUGCUAUGGGACUUGCUUCCCUGGUGGAUCUCCAUUUAAUCAUUAUUAUCUAAGCAACUAUACUCGUAAUCUUACUAGUUGAGUGUAGUUUUGUCUCAUCUUAUACUCAGGUUGUGAUUCCCCAUUGGAUCAACAGUACCUAAGCAACUGUACUUGUAAUCCUGUUGAUUGA